GGCUGCGGUCUUCCCCCAUCUCUCCGCCCUGCCUCCCUCAAUUCCUCUAGGCCCACUCCUCAACUUCCUUCUGCCUGCCUCACACUGGAUAGGGUUAACAUCUCCUCUGACGGUGCCAGUAACACCCAGGCUGUAGCGUGAGCUGGGCUCAAGCGAGCUAGUGAGCGGGAGGCAGAGCUGGAGACGGGGGAGUGGCGGGAGGGGGGGAAGGAGAGGAGACCUGUCCAGAUUCCCCACCAGCAGAGACCCUCCCUCUGGACAGGCCCUUCCUGCCUGUGCGGCAGCCUCUCCGGUCCAACCACGGUGCUUGGAGGGGACAGCGUGAAGAAGGUCUCCGAGGAGCGCUGUGUGUAGCCACAGGGAUCUGGGAUGAGGAAGUUGCAGGCCGAUCACCUCCGGGAGGUGCCUUCCUCGUGCCCUACUUCAUCAUGCUGGCCAUCUGCGGGAUCCCUAUCUUCUUCAUGGAGCUGUCUCUGGGCCAGUUCUCCAGCCUGGGGCCCCUGGCUGUCUGGAAGAUCAGUCCCCUCUUCAAAGGGGUUGGGGCCGGCAUGCUGCUAAUCGUGUCGCUGGUGGCCAUUUACUACAACAUGAUCAUCGCCUACGUCCUCUUCUACCUCUUCGCCUCUCUGACCAGCGACCUGCCCUGGCAGCAUUGUGGCAACUGGUGGAACACGGAGCUCUGCCUGGACCACCAUGCCAUGCGGGAGGCCAACGUGGCCCUGCCGCUCAACCUGAGCGGCACCGUCAGCCCCAGCGAGGAGUACUGGAGCCGCUACGUCCUUCACAUCCAAGGCAGCGCAGGGAUUGGAGACCCCGGCGGGAUCCGCUGGAACCUGUGCCUCUGCCUCCUGCUCUCUUGGGUCAUCGUGUUCCUCUGCAUCCUCAAGGGGGUCAAGUCGUCCGGCAAGGUGGUGUACUUCACAGCCACCUUUCCCUAUGUCAUCCUCCUGAUGCUGUUGGUCCGUGGUGUGACGCUGCAGGGAGCCUGGAGGGGCAUCCGGUUCUACCUCACCCCCCAAUUUGAGCACCUGCUGACUUCCAAGGUGUGGAUUGAGGCAGCCCUGCAGAUCUUCUAUUCCCUGGGAGUGGGCUUUGGAGGGCUCCUCACUUUUGCCUCUUACAACACUUUUCACCAGAAUAUCUACAGAGACACAUUCAUCGUCACCUUGGGCAACGCCGUCACCAGCAUCCUGGCCGGCUUCGCCAUCUUCUCCGUGCUGGGCUACAUGUCCCAGGAGCUGGGCGUCCCUGUCAACCAAGUGGCCAAAGCAGGGCCCGGCCUGGCAUUCGUGGUGUACCCCCAGGCCAUGACGAUGCUUCCCCUCUCUCCAUUCUGGUCCUUCCUCUUCUUCUUCAUGCUGCUGACGCUGGGCCUGGACAGCCAGUUCGCCUUCAUGGAGACCAUUGUGACGGCUGUGACGGAUGAGUUUCCUUACUACCUGCGCCCCAAGAAGGCCUUCUUUUCGGGGGUCAUCUGUGUGGCUAUGUUCCUCAUGGGACUCAUCCUCACCACUGAUGGGGGAAUGUACUGGCUGGUUCUACUGGAUGAUUACAGUGCCGGCUUUGGUCUCAUGGUGGUGGUCAUCACUUCCUGCCUCGUAGUCACCCGUGUGUACGGCAUACAGAGGUUCUGCCGGGACAUCCACAUGAUGCUGGGCUUCAAACCAGGCUUCUACUUCAAGGCCUGCUGGGCCUGCCUGUCUCCGGUGACGAUGAUGGCCUUGCUGGUGUACAGCAUCGUCAAGUACCAGCCCUCUGAGUACGGGAACUACCACUUCCCCUUCUGGGCCGAGCUGCUGGGCAUCCUGAUGGGGCUCCUCUCUUGCCUCAUGAUCCCCGCUGGGAUGGUGGUCGCCGUGCUCAGGGAAGAGGGGCCUCUGUGGGAGAGGAUCCGGCAGGCCAGCCGUCCCGCUAUGGACUGGGGUCCGUCCCUGGAGGAGAACCGGACUGGCAUGUACGUGGCCACCCUGGCCGGGAGCCAGUCUCCCAGACCGCUGAUGGUCCACAUGAGGAAGUACGGGGGAAUCACCAGCUAUGAGAACACAGCCAUCGAGGUGGACAAGGAGAUGGAGGAAGAGGAGGAGUCAAUGAUCCGGAAGUCCCGGGGAGGAGCCGGAGAGGAGACCACUGAUUUCUUCAGCGAGGGGCAGAGGGCUCCUGUCUGAGAGGCCAGAAGAAGCUGGAACAACCCUGUCCCACGCCAGGGGUGAGGCUCAGCCAGCGGCAAUGAAUCUCCUCAGCCCUACGUGUGCACGUGUGUGCGUGCGUGUGUGCGUGUGAACAUCGGGUGUAGUGCGUGUGUGUAUAUGUGUGUGUGUGUCGGGUGGCUUGUCUCCUGUAAAAAGGUGUUGUGUAGAGGGUGCGGGGCACCCUUUUUUUAAGGUGUAGUUGUGCAGCCUGACUGCAGGCCUCAGCGUGGCUUCCUCCUCCCCGGCCCCUGGCCCUGAUGUGCCCUCGGCUGUUUUUUGUGCUGUCAGUGGUUCAACAUUAUUAAACCCUCUGUGAGAAGUCUUC
Messenger RNA from Tachyglossus aculeatus (Australian echidna), 2514 nucleotides. RefSeq names its product solute carrier family 6 member 7 (gene SLC6A7). The coding region runs from base 429 to 2165 and encodes 578 amino acids. Gene Ontology annotation, cellular component: membrane. Gene Ontology annotation, molecular function: L-proline transmembrane transporter activity. Gene Ontology annotation, biological process: sodium ion transmembrane transport. The transcript is spliced from 15 exons. The record is from RefSeq and is a predicted model, not a curated record. NCBI's taxonomy places the organism in Eukaryota, Metazoa, Chordata, Mammalia, Monotremata, Tachyglossidae.